Phascolarctos cinereus (koala) is the source of this 1252-nucleotide messenger RNA. It is a transcript of the gene PNO1, whose product is annotated as partner of NOB1 homolog. Gene Ontology annotation, molecular function: RNA binding. Gene Ontology annotation, cellular component: nucleus. The record is from RefSeq and is a predicted model, not a curated record. Lineage: Eukaryota; Metazoa; Chordata; Mammalia; Diprotodontia; Phascolarctidae.
CGUAAGGGAACGUGUUGGGUCUUCGACGCGCGCCUGCGCCUUGCCCCGUUCCACGUGCGGGAACCGGAGACACCUGGAGCAGCAGUUCCCUGUUGUGCAGCAUGGAAGCGGCGAUGGAAACGCAGAGCUCAGCGGAGGAUGGGGACGGCUUCACCAAGAUUUCUCGCACAAGUGGCAAACGGGGCAAAAAGCGGCGGGCGGAGGAGCAGCAGCCGGAGGGCCACGACAGCGGUGGCCAGAUGGAUGUUGAGGGACCCCGACCCCCCAAGAAACCCGUUUUUCCUCCUUUGUCCGGGGACGCAUUCUCGAGUGGCAAAGAUGAAAUAAGGAAAAUUCCAGUGCCUGCCAACAGAUACACUCCAUUAAAAGAGAACUGGAUGAAAAUAUUUACACCUGUUGUAGAACACCUGGGACUUCAGAUAAGAUUUAACUUAAAGUCAAGGGAUGUAGAAAUCAGGACUUGUAAAGAAACCAAGGAUGUAAGUGCUCUGACAAAAGCUGUCGAUUUUGUGAAAGCUUUUAUUCUUGGAUUUCAGGUGGAGGAUGCACUUGCUCUCAUUAGGUUAGACGACCUCUUCCUAGAAUCUUUUGAAAUUACAGAUGUAAAGCCUUUAAAAGGAGACCACCUUUCUAGGGCAAUAGGAAGAAUUGCUGGGAAAGGAGGAAAAACUAAAUUUACCAUAGAAAAUGUGACACGGACGCGGAUAGUUUUGGCUGAUUUGAAAGUUCAUAUCCUUGGCUCUUUCCAAAAUAUUAAAAUGGCAAGAACAGCCAUCUGCAACCUCAUCCUUGGAAGUCCUCCAUCCAAGGUCUAUAGUAACAUUCGAGCAGUGGCUAGCAGAGCAGCAGAUCGAUUUUAAUUUCAAAGUAAAGGACUGCUUUCUUCAGGUGGAGAAGGGACUGCAUGAGGAAGUAGCAACAGUGUCAAGCAGAGAAGCAAAAUCUGUUUUAAAGCCAGAAUCCCUUUUUCUGUUCUUAUUCAGAAACAAAAGAAAAAACAUUUUUCUAGUUAUUCUAAUAUAGACUUAAAUUUUUAUAUUUAAAUAAUAUGAAAGCUAUUUAUCUUUUUUAGGUAUAAUGUACCUGUUUAUCUAUGUUACGCUAGAGUAGAUCCACAAUUUGGGUCUCCAGGCACAGGGCCUGCAGUAAGAUCCGAGUUCCUAUCUGGCCUUAACACAUUUAUUAGCUAUGUGACCUUGGGUGAGUCAGUUAACCUGUCUGCUUAUUUCCUCAACUGUAAAACAGGGAUUAU